This is a messenger RNA of Linum tenue, 309 nucleotides long. The record is from the annotation of a GenBank genome assembly. NCBI's taxonomy places the organism in Eukaryota, Viridiplantae, Streptophyta, Magnoliopsida, Malpighiales, Linaceae.
AUGGAAGCACCAGGAUCAUCGAAGCCCAUGAUCGCAACGCAGGCGGAGAUGGUGGAAGCGAGAGUUCCCAUGGCCUACAGAGACCAGUGCGCGCACCUUCUCAUCCCGCUCAACAAGUGCCGCCAGGCCGAGUUCUAUUUGCCCUGGAAGUGCGAGAACGAGCGUCAUUCCUACGAGAAGUGCGAGUACGAGCUUGUGAUGGAGAGGAUGCUCCAGAUGCAGAAGAUUCGGGAACAGGAGGCCAAGUUGAAACAGCCAAACAAAGGAGGUGUUGCUAUCGGUCUCAUCCCCAAGACUGCCAAUGCCUAG